AGUGCAUGCCGGGCCGUAGCUUCCUUCUCGCCAGUCCUCCGAGGCUGCGCCGGGCUGACAUCCGUCUCUCCUGCCUUUUUUUUCUUUUCCCUUCUUCACCCCUCCUCCUCCUCCUCCAAGAUGGUGGCGCUGCGUUCUGGGUGAUCCGAGAGGAAAAGGCGGAGGCGCAGCGCGGCCCUACUCAGCCGCCACCAUCUCGACAGCCACGCGCACGCCUAGAGCGCCGACGGCCUUCCCAUUCCCAGGCCUCGCCUGGCUCGGCCUAGCGCCGUCCCCGCCUUAGCCUUCGGCGGCUGCCCCGCGCGCUUCUCGUCCUUUGCAUUGGCCGCACGGCCUAGCCUAGGCGUCGGCUGAAGGAGCACCAUCCGCCUGCCCAGCGUCCGGGGCUGGCCGGCCUCGCGAGAGCCUGCCGGCCAGAGCGGAAAACGACAGGUCUGCAUCCAUCAAAGGUUAUUUGGCAACUGUGCAAGAACAAUCUGCUGAAGUGCUAGAAGAACAUGCAAUGGAAGUCUUCAUUUGGAGAGCAAAAAGCCAAUGGGAGGCCUCAGGGUACUGUGGGUACGAGUAUUGCUGAAUAAUCACUGGCUUAUAGUGACAUGACAGAAUAGAAGAUCAGCCUUACAUUUGAUAUCAGUGAAGCUAAACUGCAGGAAACAAUUGACAGCACUAUUAAGCAUAUGCUUGGCCCAGCACAAGAGGACUGGCGAGAACGUAUUUUUAAUCAACGACACAAUAUUGUGAUCACCCCAAUGUCACCGAAUGGCCACAGCUUGUAAAAGGGAGUUACAGUGGAGGUAAAAGGAGUGGCUUGCAGAAUGGAGAAGUUGCUCCGAGGGUUUUUGGAACUGGACCGAAAUUGUUAUUUAGGAGACACUAACCAGAUCAAUGAGAAUGAAAGAUCACCAGGAGAACCUCACUCUGAAAACAUUGAAACUAGCCGAAUGAAGCGAGCAGCUGCAAAGCAUCUAAUAGAACGCUAUUACCAUCAGUUAACUGAGGGUUGUGGAAAUGAAGCCUGCACGAAUGAAUUUUGUGCUUCCUGUCCAACUUUUCUGCGUAUGGAUAACAAUGCAGCAGCCAUUAAAGCCCUCGACCUUUAUAAGAUUAAUGCAAAACUCUGUGAUCCUCAUCCCUCCAAGAAAGGAACAAGCUCGGCUUAUCUAGAAAAUAAUUCCAAAGGUGCCCACAACAACGCCUGCACUGACAGAAAAAUGAACAAGAAGGAAAUGCAAGGUCCAAGAGAUGACUUUAAAGAUGUGACUUUUUUAACAGAAGAAAAAGUAUAUGAAAUUCUUGAACUAUGUAGAGAAAAAGAAGACUAUUCUCCUUUAAUCCGUGUCAUUGGGAGAGUAUUUUCUAGUGCCGAGGCCUUGGUACAGAGUUUUCGAAAAGCCAAACAGCAUACCAAGGAGGAAUUGAAGUCUUUACAAGGAAAAGAUGAAGAUAAAGAUGAAGAUGAAAAAGAAAAGGCUGCAUGUUCUUCUGCCAUGGAAGAAGAUUUAGUUGCACCAUCAUCAUCGUCAUCAUCAUCAUCAAGAAUGGGUGACAGUGCACAGGGGGAUAACAACCUACAAAAAUUAGGCCCAGAUGAAGUAUCUGUAGAUAUUGAUGCAGUCAGACGGGUCUACAAUAGAUUACUUUCUAAUGAAAAAAUAGAAACUGCCUUUUUAAAUGCACUUGUGUACUUGUCACCCAAUGUUGAAUGUGACUUGACUUAUCAUAAUGUGUACUCUCGAGACCCUAACUAUCUCAACUUGUUUAUUAUUGUUAUGGAAAAUGGUAAUCUUCAUAGUCCUGAGUAUCUGGAAAUGGCACUACCAUUGUUUUGCAAAGCAAUGAGUAAGUUACCCCUUGCAGCUCAAGCAAAAUUGGUCAGACUGUGGUCAAAGUACAGUGCAGACCAGAUUCGACGAAUGAUGGAAACUUUUCAGCAGCUUAUAACCUACAAAGUCAUAAGUAAUGAAUUCAAUAGUCGUAACUUAGUGAAUGAUGAUGAUGCUAUUGUUGCUGCUUCAAAGUGCUUAAAAAUGGUUUACUAUGCAAAUGUAGUAGGAGGAGAUGUAGACACAGAUCACAAUGAAGAGGAGGAUGAAGAGCCUAUCCCAGAAUCUAGUGAAUUAACUCUACAAGAACUGCUGGGUGAGGAAAGAAGAAAUAAAAAAGGACCUCGGGUAGAUCCUCUGGAAACAGAACUUGGCGUAAAAACUAUAGAUUGCCGAAAACCACUUAUCCCCUUUGAAGAGUUUAUCAAUGAACCACUGAAUGAUGUUCUAGAAAUGGACAAAGAUUAUACAUUUUUCAAGGUAGAAACAGAAAAUAAAUUCUCCUUUAUGACAUGCCCCUUUAUAUUGAAUGCCGUUACCAAGAACCUGGGAUUGUAUUACGACAACAGAAUCCGUAUGUACAGUGAACGUCGUAUAACUGUACUCUACAGUUUAGUUCAAGGCCAGCAGUUAAACCCAUAUUUGCGACUCAAAGUGAGACGUGAUCACAUCAUAGAUGAUGCACUUGUUCGGUUAGAAAUGAUUGCAAUGGAAAAUCCAGCAGAUUUGAAAAAGCAAUUGUAUGUAGAAUUUGAAGGAGAACAAGGAGUUGAUGAAGGAGGAGUUUCCAAAGAAUUUUUUCAGCUAGUUGUAGAAGAAAUCUUCAACCCCGAUAUUGGAAUGUUCACUUACGAUGAGUCCACAAAAUUGUUUUGGUUUAACCCAUCCUCUUUUGAAACUGAGGGACAGUUUACACUGAUUGGGAUUGUAUUGGGCCUGGCUAUUUACAAUAAUUGUAUUCUGGAUGUCCAUUUCCCAAUGGUUGUCUACAGGAAAUUAAUGGGCAAAAAAGGAACUUUCCGUGAUCUAGCAGACUCUCAUCCUGUUCUCUAUCAGAGCUUAAGAGACUUGUUGCAGUAUGAGGGAAGUGUGGAAGAUGAUAUGAUGAUAACCUUCCAGAUAUCUCAUACAGAUCUCUUUGGUAAUCCAAUGAUGCAUGAUUUAAAGGAAAAUGGAGAUAAAAUCCCUAUUACAAAUGAAAACAGAAAGGAAUUUGUUAAUCUGUAUUCUGACUACAUUCUGAACAAAUCAGUGGAAAAGCAAUUUAAGGCCUUUCGAAGAGGAUUCCACAUGGUAACCAAUGAAUCUCCCCUAAAAUAUUUAUUUAGACCUGAGGAGAUUGAAUUGCUUAUUUGCGGAAGUAGGAAUCUAGACUUUCAAGCCCUAGAAGAAACCACAGAAUAUGAUGGUGGCUAUACCAGAGAUUCUCUUAUUAUUAGGGAAUUUUGGGAAAUAGUCCAUUCAUUUACAGAUGAGCAAAAAAGACUCUUCCUCCAGUUUACAACAGGUACAGACAGAGCACCAGUAGGAGGACUUGGAAAACUAAAGAUGAUUAUAGCCAAAAAUGGCCCUGACACUGAAAGGUUACCUACAUCUCAUACCUGCUUUAAUGUCCUCUUGCUUCCGGAGUACUCCAGCAAAGAGAAACUUAAGGAGAGAUUGUUGAAGGCCAUCACCUAUGCCAAAGGGUUUGGCAUGCUGUAAUGAAUUAAAUAAUAAAAGGGAUAAAGCAAUUGGUGGCAAUGGUGUCCCUGUCCAAAAAUCAAGAAGAGAAAACCCACAAAAGGCCAUAAGUUAUAGCAAGCAAGCUACCGUAGUCACCUGUGCUUGGGCCUCCCUUCUUCACUUGGGGACUCUGGGCUGGAACAGCAGAUUUCAGCUGCUUCUAUGAACAAAUUAUUUUCUUUUAGCGUGAAAGUGUUACAUAUUCUUUCACUUGUAUGUACAGAGAGGUUUUCCUGAAUAUUUAUUUUAAAGGGUUAAAUCACUUUUGCUUGUGUUUAUUACUGCUUGAAGUUGAGCCUUUUUGAGUAUUUACAAGAAAACAAAACUGUACUCUCCCAAGGAAAAUAUUGCCAUCAUUUGUAGAUUGUGUAACCUUUAAGUAUGUGCUACAUUUUUGUCCCAGUUAUCAAAUCAAAAUCAGGAACUGUACUUUUUGAACAGUUUUGCUUUUGAAACUUGAAGUCUUGGAAAACAAAAUGGUGUGAUGCAAUGACUGCUGUUCUAGCCCCCAAAGACAUUUGUGGAAAAACAUUAGAAUCAAUAAAGAUGGAAGGGAGAACUUGGAAUGUUAAAUUACAGCCUUGAGACCUUUACUUUUAGCCACAGCACAACAAUUAAACAAAAACAAAAAUUCAUUUCAUUAUAUAUGUUGUCUUUCACAUGUCUUGUCUUGUAGCAUACCGUGUUUUUAAUUAGCAAGAUUCCUAGCUAUAUAGCAGCGUAAACAUAGUUUGGGCUUUUUCUUUUUAAGGAAAAUGUUUACUGGGAAAAGUGCAUUUCAGCCAAACAACUUUAGAGUAGAGGAAAAUGUGUUGUGGGAGAAAUCAGAAUGUUGGGUCUAUAAACAAAAGCAUGUGAAGUGCACUUAAAAAAGAAACUAUGAUUUCUCUUAUGUUGAUACUUUAAAUAGACAAUCCGGUCUUCCCUGCAAGCUUUUUUUUAAUGAACUGCUGUUCCUUUAUCAAGGCAUAUGAUCAGUGCUGCAGCAAGGGGAUGCCUUUUUUCCUCCUCAUCUAGCAAUAGGGGAAAAUAAUUUUUUUAAGGACAACUUUGCAUUGUAAUACUCCACGUUAUUCAUUGUAUGUGUAGAAAGUAAAUCCUAAAGUCACUUCUGUCUUUUACAUGGCAUAUCAUAGGUUCGGAAUGUAAACCUUUAUAUCAGAGGAGGAUACCUCACCUUUCUACAGAGGGUCCCUACACGCUGCUCAUUGCUGCUAUUACAGUAUGAAUAAAGGGACCAGACGUGCUUAACCAAGACAACACAGUUGGUGUUCCUCUCACUGCAAGUGUCAGCUGAUGUGCAGAACUGGGAUUGUGCCUUGGUGAUAGCCAUACCUGCACAGCAAAGUGGUUGGUGUAAAAUUGGUAUUAGUGAAAAAGACUAAAAUCUGAAAUCAUUGGAAGGGGAAAGUGUCUUUCAGGAUUAUUUUAAAAAAUAGUAAUAGAAACAGGCAACUGUUCUGUACCUAUAAUGUCAAAUAAAAUAGUGAUGUUUUCCACUGUGGUCCAGUGA
Messenger RNA from Python bivittatus (Burmese python), 5061 nucleotides. The record is from RefSeq and is a predicted model, not a curated record. Lineage: Eukaryota; Metazoa; Chordata; Lepidosauria; Squamata; Pythonidae.